UACUGAAAAAUCAAUUUGAUUAACGACACCUAUUCUUGAGGCAAACUGGCCUGGCAACGUUGGGGCAGUUUGCGGGUAUAACAUCUAUGUCGUCUAAUGUCAAAAUGGUGAGUGUAAAAAUUCUGUCAAUUUUUGUUAAAUGUAACAUGUUUAGGCAUUAUAUUAGAAAAACUGAAAGUUGUAUGUAUCCAGAUGGUUACAUUUUGAAAGCUGUCACGAAAUGUGUUGCUGAGAAUCAAAAAGUGUGUGAUGUUUCCAAAGCAACCUCCAUCCCAAAAAGAUCUCUUCUGAGAUAUGUUAAAAAUUUCUUGGCUGUUGGAAUUAAAGAUGAAGCUGAAGCAACUACAAUCAUUGGGGGUCACCAAAAACCUCAUAAGGUUUUCAAAAGCAAACAAGAAAGCAACCUUAGCAAUUACGUCAAAAGGGCUAGUGACAUUAAUCAUGGAAUCACUACCACAGAGUCACAGACAUGAGAAGAUUGGCUUAUCAGUACGCUACCCAAGAAAAAUGUAUUGUCCCUCCCCGUCUGCCUUGCAGUAUCUACCACAGGGAAGUCCAUUCCACCACUCUUUGUCUUUCCACGAGUUCAUUUUAAGGAAUAUUUCCUCAAUGGUGCCCCUCUUGGUUCUGUUGGAUCAGCCAAUAAGUCUGGCUGGAUAUGUCAGACAAAGAUUUCGAUUUGUUCAUCAUCGAGGUAGACCUAUCAACGAUAACAUCGUCCAAGAAGGCCAAACUCCCGUUCCAGAGAACCACAUCACGGCCAAUUGUUCUUAGUUAUUUUAAUGAUCUUGAUGUCGUGGCCAUUUAAAUUUGUGAUUUUUAAAUAACUCAUGUAUCGUUAUCAUUUCCACCAAGAAUAUACCUUUGAAUCUAAA
Molecule: messenger RNA, 875 nt
Organism: Daphnia pulicaria
Lineage: Eukaryota; Metazoa; Arthropoda; Branchiopoda; Diplostraca; Daphniidae
Exons: 4
Coding region: 295-774 (159 amino acids)
Source: RefSeq, a predicted model, not a curated record